Molecule: messenger RNA, 2962 nt
Organism: Python bivittatus (Burmese python)
Lineage: Eukaryota; Metazoa; Chordata; Lepidosauria; Squamata; Pythonidae
Source: RefSeq, a predicted model, not a curated record
UUUCCCAAACAAACAAAAAUGAAAGAAGAUAUAACCGAAAGAAAAAUGACUGCUAUUAUAUAAAUGAGCUACUUCCUUUGCUAUCUCCUUCUGGAUAUACUUCAUUUUGAAGAAUCUAUCCAUGUGAAGUAACAUCAUUUUCCAAAAAUGCCUUUUACAAUGAGACAAAGUGAUUGUAAAGAUGCAGUGCAUUUCCAAGAAGCAAAGGAACAUUGUGCCUCCUCAGCAUGCACCAUCUGACAAAUGCAAGUGAUUGUCUUAUCAAAUGACCAACUCUUACUGUACAUAAAAAAAAACUGUACAAUUAUUUUUCUGAAAUCCUGAGCUAAGAUGAAGGACAUGUCACUCAAAAUUUACUUUUUACUUGGCCUAACUAUCACUGUUCCAAUACAAGCUGUGGAUAAAAAAACAGACUGCCCACAGUCAUGUUCCUGUGAGAUAAGACCGUGGUUUACUCCUAGAUCAAUAUACAUGGAAGCAUCAACAGUAGACUGCAAUGACGUAGGCCUUUCUGCUUUUCCACCUCAACUGCCUGCCAAUACACAGGUUCUACUUCUACAAGCAAAUCAUAUUAAAAAAAUUGAAUACCCUACAGAAUUUCCGGUAAACCUUACUGGUUUGGAUUUGUCCCAGAAUAGUUUAUCUACAGUGACUACUAUUGAACUUCAGAAGAUAACCCAACUUUUUUCAGUGUAUCUGGAGGAAAACAAACUUACAGAAUUGCCUGACAGAUGUUUCUUUGGACUUAAUAAUCUCCAAGAGCUUUACAUAAAUCACAAUCUGCUUUCUACAAUUGCAUCAGGAGCAUUCACAGGCCUUGAUAACCUUCUUAGGCUUCAUCUCAAUUCAAACAAUCUGCAACUCAUUAACAGCAAAUGGUUUGAAGCUAUUCCUAAUCUGGAAAUUCUUAUGAUUGGAGAAAAUCCAAUAAAUAGAAUUGAAGAUAUGAACUUUAAACCCCUUAUAAAUCUGAGGAGCCUGGUUUUAGCAGGCAUAAAUCUCACAGAAAUACCAGAUAAUGCCUUGGCUGGUCUUGACAAUUUAGAAAGCAUCUCUUUUUAUGACAACAGAUUAGUUAAAGUGCCCCACAGAGCUCUUCAAAAGGCUACAAAUCUUAAAUUUUUGGAUCUAAACAAAAACCCCAUUAACAGAAUACAAAGAGGGGAUUUUAGCAAUAUGAUACACCUGAAAGAAUUAGGAAUUAAUAAUAUGCCUGAACUGAUAUCUAUAGAUAACCUAGCUGUUGAAAAUUUGCCAGAUUUGAGGAAAAUAGAAGCAACCAAUAAUCCAAGAUUAUCAUAUAUACACCCUAAUGCAUUCUAUCAACUUCCACGGCUGGAAUCACUCAUGCUCAAUAGCAAUGCACUGAGUGCUCUGUACCACAGUACAAUUGAGUCUUUGCCCAAUCUCAAGGAAAUCAGCAUACACAGCAACCCAAUCCGCUGUGACUGUGUCAUUCGAUGGAUUAAUAUGAAUAAAACUAGCAUUAGAUUUAUGGAGCCAGAGUCAUUAUUUUGUGUAGAUCCUCCUGAAUUCCAAGGCCAGAAUGUGAGGAUGGUUCAUUUCAGGGAGAUGAUGGAAAUCUGUCUUCCACUGAUAGCCCCAGAAAGCUUUCCUACAAAUUUAAAUUUAGAAACAGGUAGCUAUGUUUCCUUACAUUGCCGAGCCACUGCAGUCCCAGAACCUGAAGUGUACUGGAUUACUCCAUCAGGACAUAAGCUUUUACCCAAUACUGUUUCCCUUAAAUAUUAUGUACAUUCAGAAGGAACAUUAGAGAUCAGUGAUAUAACACAAAAAGAAAGUGGUCUAUACACAUGCAUAGCAACUAAUUUAGUUGGUGCAGAUUUAAAAUCCAUUAUGAUUAAUGUGGAUGGUUCUUUCCCCCAGGAGAACCACAAAUCUUUCUCUAUAACAGUAGAAGAUGUACGCUACAAUUCCAUAUUACUAUCCUGGAAAGCAAAUUCCAAAAUUGUGAAAUCUAACAUCAGAUGGACUGCCUUUCCAAAAGACAGAAACUCCCUGACCUCUCAGAGUGUUCGAAUUCCAUCACACCAAAAGGCCUAUAAUUUUACACACCUUACCCCAUCAAUGGAAUAUAAAAUUUGUAUGGACAUCCCCACUAUCCGGCUGCAGAAUGCAAGACAAUGCAUCAAUGUUACCACAAAAGGAUUGGAUCCAGCAAUGAGCAAUUGUGAGAAGAACGGCAGCAGCAGCACUACAUUUCUUAUCUGCCUUGGUGUUCUUUUAGGAUUCUUUUGUGUUGCCGCCCUCUUCAGUUGCAUCUGUCAUGAAAUGAACUGUGAUGCAGGACACAGAUUUUUCAGGAAUUACCUGAAGAAACAAUCCUUUUCUUUCAGUGAGCUUUAUCCUCCUCUAAUCAGUCCUUGGGAUGCUGAUAAAGAAAAAAGCACAGCCCUUGAAGUGCAAGCCACAGUAAUAGAGGUUCCAACAAACAUGUCAUGAAAGUUAAUAUUAUUGAACUUUAUGCUUGAAAGUGGCAGCAUACAGGACUCUCUCUUCUGUUGUGCUCAGUUAUAAGGCGAAAAAGGAUUCCUUUAUGGAAACUUAGUGAUUACAAAUGGUGGUUACAAAUACAAAUAUUUACUGGUGUAGUAUUUUUUUUUUACAAAGGAAACACCUGUCUUUGGAAGUUCUGUACCAAUUAAACUGUUUUCUAAGACUUUAUAUGAGACUUUUUAGGUACUUCUAAGAGGUACUUAACGCUGUCUAAAUAGUCAAGUAGAUAAGAUUUUUUCUGUAUUUGUUGUUUUUUUAAUUACAUGUAGGAAUAGUGGAACUGAAUAAGGCCCUCCUCCUGUGUUGUAUGACACACUUAGCCACGAGUUUUUGCGUGAACAGAUACAACUAGAAUUGACCUGUGGUUUAUUGAAAUGAACAAAUUCUGUAGAGUAGCCACAGUGAGUAUGUGAAACUUUUUUAUGAUGAAAAAUACAAUUUUUGA